AAGAAUUCAUUUGAAGAUUAUGAUCAACAACCUUUAUCUGCUUUAAUUGGACCAUUCAAAAGUAAUCUUGAUAUUUGUCUAUAUUUGAGUAAGACUGAUAAAUUUGAUACACUUUCAGAAAGA
This is a messenger RNA of Racocetra persica, 123 nucleotides long. The record is from the annotation of a GenBank genome assembly. NCBI's taxonomy places the organism in Eukaryota, Fungi, Glomeromycota, Glomeromycetes, Diversisporales, Gigasporaceae.